This is a messenger RNA of Daktulosphaira vitifoliae (grape phylloxera), 3294 nucleotides long. RefSeq lists its product as uncharacterized. Gene Ontology annotation, molecular function: metal ion binding. Lineage: Eukaryota; Metazoa; Arthropoda; Insecta; Hemiptera; Phylloxeridae. The record is from RefSeq and is a predicted model, not a curated record.
AUGUUACAAAGUAUUUUAAUUUUUGGGUUUAUAACCGGUAUUAUUUUAGCAUCUAAUGAUGAUAUCAUAANGUUUAUAACCGAUAUUAUUUUAGCAUCUAAUGAUGAUAUCAUAAACCAAAAUUUUGCUGAUAAAUAUAGGCUUCUCAAUCAUUCAUUAUUUGAAAAUGUUAUACCAGUUUAUAAGUAUCAAUGCUUACGUACUGGAAUUACUAUUGUAUUUGGUGACAUUGAUGGACCUCUUGUAAAUGGAUAUUUCACUUUGGCCACAGAAACCCAUGAUGAUGAUGGUAUUCCACAUACAUUAGAGCAUUUAAUAUUUCUUGGAUCGGAAGAUUAUCCUUACAAAGGAGUUAUUCAUUUAAUGUCAAAUCGUUGUUUUGCAAUAGGAAUCGAAGGCUAUACAAAAGUGGAUCAUACUUGUUUCAAAGUCAACACAGCCGGGAGUGAAGGAUUUCUUUCAUUGUUUCCAAUUUAUCUUGAUCACAUUUUAUAUCCUACUUUGAAUGAUGCUGAUUUUAUCACAGAAGUUCAUCGUGUAACUUCAGAAGGUAAAGAUGCUGGUGUUGUUUAUUGUGAAAUUCAAGGACGUGAAAACACUGCAUAUGAUAUUCUAUCUUAUUCGUUGCUUAAAAAAAUAUAUCCUGGUAAAUGUGGCUACAAAUCAGUAUGUGCAGGAACUAUGAAAAAUUUAAGAGAGUCAACUACUAAUGAAAAAAUUCGUAAAUACCAUCAAGCAUAUUACCGGCCUGAAAAUCUGUUACUUCUAGUUACUGGAAAAGUAGACCAUUCUUCUUUUUUUAAUAGUUUAGAACCAGUUAUUCAAAAGAUUUUAUCAAAAGGAAGCCGUGCAGAAUAUGUAAAACCCUGGCAAAGCCCUGUAGAUCCUUUAACAGAAUCUUCAAAUUAUGUAGAACUAUUUCCAUGUGACGAAGAGACCAAUGGUUAUAUCAAUAUAGGUUGGAGAGGCCCAGUUGGGUCAACUUAUUCAUACAAUUAUAUAGCUUGCAAGUUGCUUUUAAAUUAUUUAACUAGUAAGACAAUGUCGAUUGCGUUUGUUCAAACAUCUGACCCAUUAUGUACAUCGGUAUCUUACCGUAUUAGUAAUAAUUUAAAUCCAUCCAUAGUUCUUGUAUUUAAUGAUGUACCAAUUAAAAAAUUAAAUGAAGAAGAAAUACCAUUAAAAUUGAAUAAAGUAUUGGAAAAACUUAUUGAUGAUGAUGAUUAUUUAGACCUACAAAGACUGAGAACAUAUAUUGAAACAGAUAAGCUUUCUAGGCUAAGAAAUCUAGAAACUAAUCCCCGUUUUACUUUAUCAAAUUUAAUAAUUUUUGACUUUUUAUAUGGAAAGAGUCAAUCGGAUUUAGAUGAAAUAUUGAACACAGUUAGUAUUUUGAAUAAACUUCUCAUAGAACAUAUCUCGUUUUGGAAAGGGAUUUUAACUGAUUAUUUUAUAAACAAUCAUAAAGUAGUUGUAAGAGGAAUUCCAUCCAAAAAAAAACAACAUGAACUAGCUAAUGAAGAAAUUCAAAGAGUAUCACAACGCAAAAAAGAUUUAGGGAAAGAUGGUUUAAAAUUAAAAGCUAUUGAACUACAGAAUGCCAAAAUAGAAUCUGAAAAAAAAAUCCCCAGUAAAAUCUUUACGUCAGUUAAAAUUCCUAAUGUUGAAUUCAUUCAGUAUUUAACUCAUGAUACUUUUUCAUCAAAUUCAAUAAAUCAACAUAGUUUAUUCAAAACUUCUGAAGUUCCAUUAUUUGUUGAAAUAGACCAUGUUAAAAGUAAUUUUGUUUACCUGAGUGCAUUUAUCAACACUAAAGAUUUGGCAUUGAAUCUUAGAAACUACUUACCCCUUUUUCUUGAUUUGAUAAUAUAUAAUAAUGUAAUACGAAAUGGUGUGGAAAUUGAUUAUAGGGAAUUAGAAAAAGAUGUACUCUCAACAGAAGCAUCUAUUGGAAUUGGUUCACGAUCGUUUUCAUUGGGAUAUUUUUCCUCUGUCAUACUUUUAUCACUUAAUGUCGAACUAAAAAAAUAUCAUAAAGGCAUCAACUGGCUUCAUGAUUUUCUUCAUAAUAUAGUCAUUUCUAAACAUUGGUUUUCUAUAAAUUUGUCAAGAAAGAUAAAUGAAGUUUCUAGUUUUCGUAGAAAUGGAAUCCAUAUGUUAAAUCAAAUUUUAAUAAAUAUGAUGCACAAACAAGAUAAUAAUGCAUAUGCUUGUAAUACUUUAAGACAAUAUAAGUUUUUAACAAGCUUGCAAAAAACAAUCGAAACUGAAGAAGGUUGGAAAGUUGUAGAUGAAGAUUUAAAAAAAUUAAAAUUAUUUUUAGCCAAUCCAGAUAAUAUUAAAUUACACAUAAUUGGUAAUAUAGAUAAAUUAUGUGAUAUUACUCCUGAAGCUUCUGCUGCAUUACAAAAAGUUAUUCAAGAUAAUUCAAAUUCAUCAGUACAUCCAUUUAAAACACAGUUUGACUUUGAGUCUAUGUUACCUAUAAACCAAUGUGGAAUACGAGCUUGUAUUGUUGGAAUGGGUUCUAUCGAGUCAAGUUAUUUCAAACAAGUUACUGAUUGUAUAAAAGAUUAUAAUCAUCCAGACUUAGCUGCUCUUUAUGUAUUUGUAACAUACUUUACUCAGAAUGAAGGACCUAUAUGGAAGAACGUACGAGGAUUAGGUUAUGCAUAUUCCUGUUGUAUUAUUAUAAAUGCAGACAAAGGAAAAAUUAGCUUAAUGUUUAACAAUUCUGUAAAUGUAUCAGCUGCUUAUAAAGUCACAAAAUCAAUAAUAGAUGAACAUUUAUCCAGCGGCUUUAAUUGGGAUCAAACACUAUUUGAAUCAGCAAAAGGUUGUGUUAUAUUUCAAAUGGUUAAUAACGAGGAUACAGUUAAUACAUUAACUACACAUUCAAUUUUGUUAAACUUCCGAAAUUUAAAACAAACUUAUACCCAGGACCUAGUUAAAAAAAUAUCAUUAGUGAAGCUUGAAGAUCUUUUUGAAAUUGGCAGAAGGUAUGUGAUACCAUUAUUUAAUCCAAAAUAUACCGUAACUGCAAUAGUAUGUCCUCCUACAAAAGUCGAAAAAACAGCUAAUGAGUUUAAAAAAAUUGGUAUUAAAAUGAAUGUGUACAAGUCUUUAAAUGAAAUUUUUAUAAAUAAAAAACAGCAUAAUUGGGUAAAACACAUUUUUAAAUACCUCUAGGGAUACUUUUUUGAAUGAUAUAUUAUCAAAUCUAAAAAUUAUUAAUUAAAUAAAAUACAUUACUCAGUCCAAGACAAUCAAAGUAGAUGCUCAAGAAUUUUAAAU